AUGAGUGACAUUACAGCAGUUUCACCAUCAGAUCUUGACAUUGAUACCGAUAUUGAUUCAGGGUUCGACAUCACUAAUCUUCCGGAAUCCUUUAAACGUUUUCUCAAAGACAAUGACAUUGAUCCACGAAUCUAUACAGUCACGAAACUUCCUCGCUUCGUACGGUGGAACAGCCAUCUCGAUCAGAGCUUGUUACCAACUCUUGAUCAACUUCGCGAACAACUAAAGACACAAGAUGUCUGGAAAGUCCAGGGCCUUGAUGGCUUCUUUGGGUUUAACUUGGUGAAAAAUGGUCCACGUUUAUUUGAUAUCCCUGCGUACAAGGACCACUCCCUUUUUGGAAUUGAUUUGAGUUCUGCCGUAGCUGUUGAAGCCUUGUGUAUUGAGCAAGAUGACCAUGUAUUGGAUGUCUGUUGUGCACCUGGUGCCAAACUAUGCAUGAUUGCCAACAUCAUUGGCCAAAAGGGAACAGGAACUGUGACAGGUGUUGAUUUGGCUCCUCACCGAUUGGCCACCUGCCAAUCUUUGUUAAAGAAAUAUCGAGUUGGUGAACGAGCAAGAUUAUUUGCAGCUGAUGGAACGCAGUUUGCUAUUCCUGCACCAUCGCGUCUGGGAAGUGUUGUACUUGGUGAUGUAAAACUAGAUGAGGCCAGACCAGCAAAACGAAGAAAGACCCAAAAAAAGGCCGGGAACAUUAAUCCAUUUUGGGCUCCCAGAAUGUUGCGAUUUGAUGAUAUGUGCCCCAGUCGAUUAUACGACAAGGUACUCGUUGAUGCUGAAUGCACACACGAUGGAUCAAUUAGUCACAUAAUUAAGUAUGAGAAAUGGGGUUGGGAUACCUUUGAGAAGAAUUUUAUGGAUAAAGAACGCUUGGCCACCAUCAGUGAAUUGCAGCGCAAUUUGAUGAAACAAGGCUGGAAGAUGCUGAAAGAUGAUGGACUUAUGGUCUACAGUACUUGCUCUCUUACUAUCAAGCAAAAUGAAGAUAAUGUUGCUUGGUUCUUAGCGCACUAUCCAGAUGCAACAUUGGAGAAUGUACCAUGUGUAGAAAAAUUGGAUAUUAAGCUUGCAUCAAUCAGACGUACUGAUCUCAAAGAGGCAACACCUGAAAUUCAGGAUGCGAUACAGAAAUCGUGUGUACGAUUUGAUCCGCUUACUAGUCGUACAAGUGGGUUCUUUCUUGCAAGGUUCAGAAAAUCAUCCUCAACAAAAUAGAUAGGCUUAGUCAGAACGCUCUUGUCUUUUACCUUUUGUAUAUUUGGCACUUAUAUCACAAACAAACAAACAAACAAACAAACAAAAAGAAAUAAAUAAAUAAAGCUAUAAUUUUCUGAAACUUUCAUCAUUU
Molecule: messenger RNA, 1348 nt
Organism: Phycomyces blakesleeanus NRRL 1555(-)
Lineage: Eukaryota; Fungi; Mucoromycota; Mucoromycetes; Mucorales; Phycomycetaceae
Exons: 5
Coding region: 1-1215 (404 amino acids)
Biological process (GO): RNA methylation
Molecular function (GO): methyltransferase activity
Source: RefSeq, a predicted model, not a curated record